Procambarus clarkii (red swamp crayfish) is the source of this 5404-nucleotide messenger RNA. RefSeq lists its product as uncharacterized. The record is from RefSeq and is a predicted model, not a curated record. Lineage: Eukaryota; Metazoa; Arthropoda; Malacostraca; Decapoda; Cambaridae.
CACACACACACCCACACACACACACACACGCAGGGCCGUAGCACCGCUCAGUUCAGUGCCAACUUGAGGCGAUCACGACCACUCAAACUACCACCACCACCACUGGCACCACCAACAACACUACUACUAUCACUUCAACUACCACAACAACAACUACUACUACUACCACCACUAUUGCCAUCUGGAUCGUCAAUUUUGCCAGCACCGGAUACUUGCCACAAGGAACAGAUGGCUGAGGUCCGGCUGGAGUGCGGGGUGUGCCGGCAGAGAUACGCCGCCAAGGGGGACCUGUGUCCUCGAACUCUCUUCUGCGGCCAUACCUUCUGCACGCGCUGCCUGGACCACGCCAUCACCAGCGGGAGUCGUCGGUGUCUCUCCUGCAGCCGACCCUUCAUCGCCCUCUCCGCCUCCCAGCUGCUCACAGACUUCUCCAUUCUGAAGCGAGUCUCUUCCAGAAAAGACGAUGCGGCAUCUUCUAAGACUCCAGGAACUUCAUUUUACAAUUCAAGUCUUGGGAACUCUUUUAAACCAUCGUCCGGUUUGCGUUCCAUUGGUACUUCGAGUUAUGGCUCGAAACUUCCUACUUCUGUUUCAUCUUCAUCUAGUUUACAAGCUGCUAGAACUUUAAGCCAAGAUGACUCAAAGCCUAUGAAAGCUGCUUCACCGUCAACCAGUUUUGAGACCCUUAGUACUUCAAAUCACACGUCGAGGCUUCGGAAUGAUGUCUCGUCGUCAUCGAGUGAACAGUCUCUUGACACAUCUAGCUACAAGUUGAAAACUUUGAACACUGAUUCAACGCCGUCAAGUCUCCAGACGGACAGUCCGAAAUCUGCAUCACGUGGAAUAGGGAAGCCAUCAUCACUGCCUCUCAUAGGAACAACUUCCCUAACCUAUACCAGUCUGACUCCAAGAGUGUCUUCAGCGCCUGCUACUCCCAGAUCACUGUAUGGCGCCUCAGAGCCACAGUUAAACUCCCCAUCCAUUCAAAAAGUGGUAACCGUACCUGAUGAUAAAAUUCAUACAGAUGAAGCUGACUCUCCUCGCUCAUCUACCUUACAAAGUACAAGCACUGAAGACCUGCCAACAAGUCGGCCACAAACACCACUUACUUACAAGUUUCCGACCAUAAGAACCCGACUCACUAUAGGAAGUCAGGGUUCUAGACUCUAUCGAUUGCCAUCUUUAGAGUCUGACAGUACCGACGCAGUGCAAAACGAGUCGGCUGUCGUUGGCCUUCACGAUAAACUGAAGAAAUCCAGUUCUCUACCUGUCACUGCAUUGGAGAUGCCUUCCACUCGCGAGUUGGCGACAGCUACGGAGCAUAGUACUGUUGCUUCCCUUAGUAACAUAAAGGCCAACCCAAGUGUACUAAGCUCAGUGUAUAAGUCUAGAGGAAGAAGUGCAGCUCAGUUGCCCCUGACGAGCACAGUGUCGAGGAUUGCCAAUCAGGACCAGAGUCUGGCUGACUCUAAAAUCAAUGAUCACCCAGAUAUGGCAAUCAAUGGCCCUGUGUCUCUACCACCAACUGGCUCUGCAUCACUCCUCAGGUCAGUUUCAACCCCAUCUAAAUUCGACACAGGGCUUCAAAAUAUUAGUAAAGAUAAACAGGCACAACAGACAGAAGCUGGUAUAAACACCUAUCGUCGAGAACUGGGUUCAGAUAUUUCGGUUCUAAGAAACACAAAUAACGGCAAAGUAGAAGACAGAGGGCAAGCUUCCAGUACUCCAAGCCACGUCCUGGACAUGUGUCGUUCCAUAACACACAAAUCUCGAAAACAGACAAGUAAUGAGGCGGCCUCCAGCCUCGCCGGUGCUACUAAGUCGUCCCCUGACACUCGGACAAAGAACCCUGAAACACUGUUUACAUCCCAGUCAAGCUACCUAAAGAGCGCGUCUUCGUCAGCUCAGCUAAGAAGUUCCAAUUCAGUGCUGACGAACAUUCAGACACAGACGGUCAACAGUGAUAAUGAUAAAGAGAAAGACACCGAGUCAAGCACUCUGAUGAAGCAUCCAACUGUACCGUUUCACAAUCCAGUGGAGACUUAUUUGUCGUCUGCAAUAAGAAUGCAGAAAACUACAGGCACUAAGGGGCAAAGUUCUGAUGGCAUUAGCUCAGAUAAAGAAGCUUUCCAACAGGAAGCUGCAGAUGCAGUACAUCAUACUGAAGCAGGCAAGCACCUCAACACCCCAAGUCAUACUGAAGAUGAAUCUCCUAGAGCCGAUCUCUCGCUAGCAACCAAUGCAGAAGAGUUUACAUCGUCAGAGACUGGACCAGCAAGACGCAGUAACCGAGAGCGGCAACUGUCACGUAGUAUGUCAACAGGAUCUGAAAAACUUGAUGAAUCAGGAACGAGAACAAGGCCAGCUGCUUCACGGCACGUCGGGAAGAUAGCCCGAUCUUCUUCACUCAGUGCUCGAAUCCUGGCUCGAUCAAGUUUCGUCUCCGAAACCAUCAAUGAGGGCGACGAAAUCUCGACAUUAAGCCGGCGGUCAACCGGGGAAAUAUCUGAUGAUCGUGAUAGCGCAGUUAACAAACUCAACUCGAAAUCAUCGAACUCUCCACAAACUUCUUUAAGAGCUCGUUUGUUAUCACGGACAAGUUAUCUAUCUAGGACGAUGGAUGAGGAAGAGAACUCCAUCACAUACCAACGACCAGGCAAGGACAGCAUUGAGGACUCUGAGAAGGUCUCGAACUCAUCCGACUUGUAUACAAAAGCUAGAAAAUCACACAUGGAAAUACAAAAAACAGAGUGUGAAAAUGACUAUUCUAUCAGCAGACAGAUUAAUACCCCGAGCCAUUCUAUCGCUCAGGGUAAGACAGUUGAAGACCAAAAAGGAUCCCUUGUCUCACAAUCGCAUGAAAUUCUAAUGCGGAUCAAUAGUCACAGAACGAGUGAAGCUGAGUGUGUUGACCCAGAUUGUUCGGAUGUGGCCUCAGAUCCCCUGGCCUUAAAGCCGACCUUGCCCACCUCUCCUCCACCGGGCGCUGACGAUGUACUUUAUACUGAUGGUACGCUUCGAGCCGCUACCACAAGCCACUCAACAGGCUCUGGCACAAGGCCGGAGCGGCCUGACCACAAGACACGGGAGGUUCACUCAACGCCGUACGAGAGUGUCUUGAGUAACAGACGAACACCUUCAAAUGCCAACCGACUGGGCCGUGGUACAUACUCGCGAAUCACCAGUACAGAUAAGCUGCUUGCUGAACUGCAUGUUGGAAGCGUGCCAAGCAUCCAGAGUGAGGAUGGUGAUGAUGAAGACACAGAGGAAGAUGGAACACCACACAGACACGAAGCAAAGACUCAGGAGCCAACAGAAAAUCCCCAGAAAGGCGCAAACCAGCGUGCAAGCAGCGCCCAACAUGAAGUCAAACUUGAGUCAGUUAAAGCUGAUGGAUCUAAAUUAGUCAGAGGAAGGAGAGAGCAUGCCACUAAUGAACAAAGGGAUGACCAGGCUGCGGUUCAAAGGGACAAUUUUGAUGAUCCCGGUAUUUGUCCAGCUCCAAGUGCUGGACGCCACGAGGUUACAGGCAGUGACUCAAAUGCAAAACGGGACAAUACAAUAGUAACUGACAGGAUUCAGAAAAAUCGUUCACGUCCAAUGGCUAAGGAUAGCGUUCAAGAUAUAUGGCGUGCCAGGAAUGCCAGAUUAAGAUACUCCUUGACGUCGAGAUCAAAACAAAAUGACAGCACUACUGACGAAGCCUCGGAAGUAGAGGCAGGCGGCAACGUAGAUGAGAACCACCAUCGGCCCAGCCACCAGCUGCACAAGACUACCAAAGUUACCUCAUCCCCGUCAGACUUAAGAACAGACCCUCCCAAUCUUAAUGGGUUAUCCCAGUUAAGGAAUAUUGAGUCAUAUGAUGAUAGUGAUGAUAGUGUGCUGCCUGCUGGCGAGCAACAAAGUGCACUCAGACGUGAGAUCAAAAAAACAUACAUGUCUGAAUGCUCUAAGCAGUUUCCUAACCUUGAAGAUCCUAAAGUGACUCUCGCAAGUCCAAGUGGUACGGGUAGCUACAUUCCAUUUAUAGCUUCUGGUAUGGAGGGCAAGACUUCGUCAGACACAACCAGGCCUGGACAUACUAAAGAACACAAGGGGAAAAGACAUAACCCAACACCGACAAAUGGCAGCAGCAAAGAGUCAGCUUUGUUGCAGAUUUCUGGCUCUGAUACCGACGAAGUAGAUGGCCCUCGCACAGAGCCAGUGCCCAGUAGUUCUUUCCCCACGGGGAAGAAUUCCCCUCGUGAGACUAUUUUAGGCAGAGUACCGUCUGGAUCACCAUUAUCCAACACCCAGGAGGUGUCAGCGAUACCUCGCACACCACCUGAUGGAAGCUAUAGGGCAAACUAUAUUGAUUCAGGGGAAAGAUUAGUCAUAGCAGAUAAUCCCAAUAGUGCAACCUUCAUUGGUCAUCAUCUUGACUCGAAGAAUGACACAGUGCCCGGAGAAAUUUAUAGCGUACAUGAAGCCCGUCGUGGUGUGAGCGUGUGUGGCAUCCACGGCUCUCUGCUGCACGUGUACUGCAAGAGGUGUGAGGAGUGGGCGUGCGACGGGUGUCUGGGUCUUAGGCACCAGCAGCCUCCCCGGGGACAAUGCCAAAUUAUCUCCGCACCGGAUGCCGUCAUGCACAUGAAGAUGUCACACACAGAGUUCUUGAGCUCGAACGCUGAGACACUGGAGCACUUCAGGGAGGAACUGGGGAAGUUGGUGACCGAGUGUGACAACAGCAUCAAGGAACACGAGGCCAACGUGAAGCAUCUGGAGAUGCAGCUACGAGAGGAAGUCACGUUGCUCAGAAGCAUUGAGUCCAUGAAGAGCCUCGCACAGCAGAAACUGAAGAAGAUCGACUACUGGGAGGACCUGCUUGGCCAAAAUGCUUCCCGCAUCAGACAGUCCUCGUCCUCAGAGGAGAUACAGAGUGCAGUCUUCAUCAACAGGUCUACCAUCUUGACCAACAUCAUUGAAGGUGUCUCCAUCCCAGAGUUAACCAUAGAUAGCUUUUAGCUCUUCUCAAACGAGUUAAAAUUUCACGACUACAAAAUGCCUUUACGUGAAAUAAAUGACUUUGUAACCUGUGUGAUAUCAUACUGAUUUAUUCUCAAUUAAUUCUAUAGUGAUACGAGUCAAAAUUAUAUUGUAACAUUAACUAAUAUAAUCGAUAUAUUAAAUAAAUGUUGAAGAAAGUGGAAACAUAUGAGGAAUGUUUAGUGAUUUAUCGCUGUGUUAAUAAUGCAAAAUAACUUCAGGGGCUCAUAUUCAUUAUAAUUUAUAUAAUGUUAAAAUCUUCUGUAAUCCGAGAUAUCAAUGCUAUAUGUGUGUAUAUGUGUGCAAAUAUUAAAACCCUCAUAUUAUAUUAUAUUAUAUAUAUAUUGUAGACAUAUGUUAUUAAAUAUGACAGAAACUG